This is a messenger RNA of Funneliformis caledonium, 528 nucleotides long. The record is from the annotation of a GenBank genome assembly. Lineage: Eukaryota; Fungi; Glomeromycota; Glomeromycetes; Glomerales; Glomeraceae.
AUGUCUUCAUAUAUAGUUAAUCCGCAGCUUGGGCAAAGUUCACAAGUUUCAAAACAUAUGUCUACCAGUAUGCCAACACAGUCCAUAAUAACCGAGAAACCUUCUUCAAUGGAGUAUAUCAAUCCUUCACCACGAAAUCAUAAUGGAAGCGUUUGUAGUGGUGAUAUUUCAAAUAAUAUACAACCGGAACUGAGGCAACAGCCACAUCAGCCACAGCCACCACAAAAACAGCAACCGUUAGUUCCUCAUGCUAAAAAGUUGGUAGACAAGUUCGCUCCAAGGAAUAUGAAAAAUAAAUCUGAUAGACAAUUAAUCGUAGAGACCGCUUAUUGUAAUUGGAAUGGAAAAAAGGACGGUACACAGUCUGACCAACGGUCUAAUAAAAUGGCAGAAAAUAUGAAACCUUUAAAAAAGAAAAAACGCGCGCCAAUCAACAUUACCGAAGGAAUGUCACGAGCUGAUAUAUUUGCUGCCAAUGUAGCUAGUGCCGUAGAUGCCGCUGAAGGUAAAGAGUAUUACGAUGUUUAG